AUGACGACAGUCAAGCCCGAGGACCUACCAAUAGGCCCCAUCACGCGGAUCGUCCCUCCGGCCAGCCUCGCAUUCGCGCUUCCCUCUCCGUCCGUCUCGUCCACCCCAAAGAAGAAUAACAAGCCCAAGAUCAUCGGCGGCGUGAUCGGCGGUGUUGUCGGCCUAAUCCUGCUCCUGGCGGCGCUCUGGUUCCUCCUCAGAUGGAAGCGAAAACGGAGCAGGACAAAGCGGGGGCACGCGGAACUCGGAGAGGGUGCGGAUACGGAUACGGCUGCCCCGACGCCGCAGCAGAAGCACUCUGAAGACAGGCCGCAGAUCGCCCAGGUCCGCGGGGCGGUUACUGUGCCGACGCCAGCCGCGACGACGACAGGGCCGAGGACGAAGGAAGCUCUAGCGCCGGCAACGGAGCUGGGCAGUUUGCCUUCUGGCACGACCCAACCACUCAACAACACGACACGCACAACGAACGGCAACACGCUGGACGACUCCCUCCGAUCCAGUAUCCACGACACGCUGUCCCCGCUCCCGAACGACGUGCUCGGCCCGUCGCCUGCGGCGUCACCGCCCGGCUCGAGUCUGGGGCACGGCAGCCUCGCCGUCCCGCCAGGACAUCGACCAGACUCCCCACUCAGUAUCAGUACACUACGACAUGCGCGCAGCCCGUCGCUCAGCUCGGUGCUCAGCGACUAUGUCGACGCGAGCGAGAUUGCCAAGACGCCUAUCUCUGCCAGUGAGUACAUGCGAAGGGGGAUUGGAGGCACGGGAGGUGACUCGGAGGUGAACUGGAGGUGCGCACAAGUGUAG
This is a messenger RNA of Trichosporon asahii var. asahii CBS 2479, 804 nucleotides long. RefSeq lists its product as uncharacterized. NCBI's taxonomy places the organism in Eukaryota, Fungi, Basidiomycota, Tremellomycetes, Trichosporonales, Trichosporonaceae. The record is from RefSeq and is a predicted model, not a curated record. Bases 1 to 804 code for a protein of 267 amino acids. The transcript has a single exon.